CCUCAAUAGUGAAUGCCAUCGAAGACCCACUACUUAUUAUGACGCCUGGUACAAGUGACACUUUCCGACCAGAAGCUUUCAGUCAUUUGUGCUCCAUUACAGCAUGCCAUGGGAUAAGGUAUAGAGAGGCAGACGAACCAUUCUUGCUGAUAGUCGGCGAUUAUGGUGCCACAAUCGGACCCAAGUCUACGCUCUGGCCACGCUCAUUCUUUAACACCUGCGCCUUGCCUCGAAGCCUGCUGACCCGACUGGUACCCAACGAUGAGCAAAAAUACCUGGAGGGAAAGUAUGGCUUCAAUUGGUCUAGGGUGUCAGUCGAGGCGAGACUUAUUUCAGUGCCUACGUGCAAGGCACACUGGACUAUGACGCUCGCUGAAAAUAGAAAGAGCAUCAAUAUUUCUCCCGAGAAUCAGGAACUUCGAUACUAUGACGACUCUUCAUAUAUGAACGUUCACACUCUGGUAAUUUUGAGGCUAAAGAAUGCUCGGUACAACACUUAUCUGCAAAUGUGUGGUUUCCGAGUCAUUUGAAGCAGAGUGAAACCUGUCGUUGUGUUUAUUGGAUCUACCUUAAUUUCUGGAAUUUUGGUAGGAAUGGCUUUCUUGAUCUAGGUGACGGGCGUGGCAACGAUCUUUUCACCUUCUUACAGGAGAAGCGUUACGAGGCUAUUAUCUCUGCAGGAAGCUAUGUUUGAUGUUAAUUCGAGCUCUGUCUCAUAUAAAGCCGUCUGCUCCUGCUUUUUCACAAUUUGUAACUAGAUUCCGAGGAUAUCUUUGCUCUCAUGGCCGCAUCGUCAGGUUUGCUAAAAAGUCAAUUC
Molecule: messenger RNA, 817 nt
Organism: Aspergillus steynii IBT 23096
Lineage: Eukaryota; Fungi; Ascomycota; Eurotiomycetes; Eurotiales; Aspergillaceae
Exons: 2
Coding region: 39-530 (163 amino acids)
Source: RefSeq, a predicted model, not a curated record